This is a messenger RNA of Mycena citricolor, 621 nucleotides long. The record is from the annotation of a GenBank genome assembly. NCBI's taxonomy places the organism in Eukaryota, Fungi, Basidiomycota, Agaricomycetes, Agaricales, Mycenaceae.
UGUAGCGUUUCGUACAUAUAUAAGCGAGCUCAUUGUACGACUUUCACAAUUUAACUGCGACAUUCCGUUUCAGACUGAGACUCCAGCAACGAUGCCUUUCCACCGAUUCUACAUCCCGAAGGGUCUCUACUCGGAUGCCGAGAAGGUGGCACUCGCGCAGGCCAUCACUGCGCUCUACGUCGGGCCCCCGGCAUCACUUCCCGCAUUUUACGUCGUCGUUUCUUUCAUCGAGCAUGAUCCGGGUAAUUUUUUCGUCUCCGGAGAAACCAAGCGCGCCGACAACAUGGUCCACAUCCAAGUGGAGCACCUCGCGCGCACUUUUCCCGCUGGUGAUGCCGGAUUUGCGCGCAAACGCGAUUUCAUGGCAAGAUACGAGGAAAGGCUGAAGCCAUAUACGUCGGGGCGCGGCGUCGACUGGGAGAUCGUAGUCGCAGAAUCCGAUCCUCAGCUGUGGAAUAUCAACGGUAUGGCUCCUCCCCCACCGCAAAGUGAGGGAGAGAUCCUGUGGAAAAAAGAGAAUAGGGCGAUUCCGUACGAGGCGGACAAGGCAGUUUAACGUCGCUAAGCGCUAGAGAUAGAUUACCCAUUAUUUUAUGACCAGAAUCUUGAAUGCAACUCCUC